UAAUUUCAGUGUAUCUGGCUAACUGUGUAACAUAGCCUUUUGUUCAUAUGUCAUGUUUGUCAAUAUCAAACUUUUUUUUGCAUGAAGGAUUAUUUGAAUCUGCCUCUCAGGAAUACUGGCAUGAAGAGACAGGUUUCGAAGGAGAGUUUAUUAAAUUGAUGGAAGGAGUCACAAAUAUGUAUCAGUUCAAUAAAAAUUAGUUUUUUACCUUCUAUUCUAAGAUCAAAUGGAAAAUGCACAUCAGUGAAUAUCAAGUUUGGAAUCCUUGUCGUUCUGAAUUCACAGUGAUAGUAAAAAGUGAUUUUUCCUGGAUACUUGCGUGGGUGAUCCAGAUCAAAGUUCGUAUCGAUGUAUCUGUUAGUUUGCUGCUUGAGCAAGGGAAUAGUCAACUGAUUGUCUGAGGUCCCCUUAUGGCCUGAGGUGGUAGUUUUAAAUACUAACCAAGACAUCCAAGCCUCUUGGUAAGCCACCAAAAUAGGUAACCCUUAACUAAUCCUGAAUUAUGAGAGCUACUGGUAUCUUUUAUAUCCAAAUGAAGUCUCCCAUACGUGGAAUACUUCUCAAAAACUUACUCUUGUCUUUUUCAUAAACAUUAAGUUUUGAGGAAGUUCAGGCACUCAUCAGUUUAAACCAGACAUCUUUAGUAUUGAUUCCUUCAACUGGGACUGGGUUGUUUAGUUUUAAAACAGUCAUAGUAAUGCCAUCCCUGAUCACCUUACCAGCUUUUCUGAGCUUUCAGAAGGUUCUGACUGUUCUGCCUCCUGCGUGGUAUUUGCUUCUGCUCACUUAAACAGCACAUCCCUGAUAGCAAUGUCUGCAGAGCUGGUGGGAAUUAAAACGGUAGUGGUGACUGGGUAGUGCCACCUACCACAAAAAAUUUAGCCUUUGUCUUUACUGUUAGUGUUAACAACAGUUACACGAAUAAUUUGUCUAGUUUGCCAUCUGUGAUUGGAAUAAGAUUUAAGAAAAGUAAGCCUGUAAAAACUUUUGUGCUUAUAAAUAGUCUCCGUAAUUCAUCCUGUAAGACCUCAGGCAACACUUUUUUGAGGAAUACUCACCUACUAAACUUGCAGUCACUGGUCCUAUGCCUUUAUCCUGAAUAGUCUGUGGAAGACAUAGGUUUAUUCCCAAUAUUUCAGGUUCAUAAUCAUUAGUCAAAGCUCUGAGCAUCUCUGCUCUUCAGUAAACUGUUUCCCUGAGACAUCCACAUACUCUUUCACAACGUGUCAGUUUUCCUUUUUUGGUUCUGUCAAAUUCUCUAAUGCCUGGCUGCUCUGCUGGCAAAGAGUUAAGUGUGGUCGUGGCCUCUGUAGUCACAGGUGAGACAUGGUUGAUACAGGUUAUAGCCUCAGGUGGUUAUACUUUAUACAGUCUCUGCGUUUCAGUAUUUGGAAUUCAGACUAGAGCACAUAAAUACUAUCAGCAUGUAACUGGGAAAAACAAACUGUUGUAGGAUCAGCUAGUUCUUGUUUUACUCUCUAUAUGCAGUGAAAUUGUAUUUGGGGUAAAAAGAAAAAGGCACACUUGCUUUUUUGUACCGGGUAUCAAUGUAUAAUUACCUUUAUAACUGAAAAACAAGAACAAUCACAUUUCUGGACUCGCAUGAUCCAUGCUUGAAAUACUGCAGGGAAUUUUAUUUUAGUGGGGCUUGUUUGUCUGGAUUUUCUGCAUACAUUGACACUGCAUGGAAAAAGCACUCUGUCUUUUCAUGUGAGGUUUUCAAUGGUACGGAUUUAAGAUUUUUUUUUUUUUGGUAGAAUUGCAGGAUUAAAAUCAAAUUGGCAUUAACAGUUAUGUAAAAUGUAUUAGUCUGUAAUUUCCUGGGAUUUAUGUUCUACUCAUUUGUAAUAGCUAGGUCUCUUUAUGCAAUAAAAAAGAGUUAUCGUGGUUGAACUGACUGCUUAGCAAAGUUCUGGAUAAAACAAGGAUUUGUCAGAGAAUUAGGCUGUGAGGGAAUCUUUAAGAACCAUGUGGCAGAAUUUUGUUUCAGCUGUUAACUGUAACAUUGCAUUAAUUGUGGGGCUGUCUGUUGCCUGGGACAGAUGCCUAGAGAGGUUCUAAAUGAAAUACAGAUAAUUUUGUAGAAUUAACAUUUCAAAAUGUUCUGUACUACGUUUUCUGGAGCCCCUUCUGAAGAUGUCACAGAUAUUGAUAACAGUGGAUGCUUAAGGCCACUGUACUGUCAGGUACUUCCUAAGGAUGAGCUCUAUAUGCCUCUCUCAUCUUCAUUUAUUGAGCUGUCUACACCUGAUGGGGAAGGUGCUUGUUUUAUGAUGGGAAAAAUUUUACUGGAUAUAAAUAUGGCAGUUCUAGAAGAAUACAAUUCUAUCCAUGGUUCUUUCAUCCCUCGUGGACUUCAAAGGUCUAAACCUGAUGGCCCAAAUCUACCAAUGGCAACUGUUGAUAUCAAAAACCCAGAAAUUACAACUAACAGAUUUUAUACUCCACAAGUUAACAAUAUUUCAUAUACCAAAGAAAAGAAGAAAGGAAAAACUAAAAAGAGAAGAUUGACAAAGGCAGAUAUUGGAACACCAUCUAAUUUCCAACACAUUGGACAUGUUGGUUGGGAUCCAAACACAGGUUUCGAUGUGAACAACUUAGACCCAGAACUGAAAAACCUGUUUGAUAUGUGUGGAAUUUCAGAGGCUCAACUAAAAGACAAAGAAACUUCAAAGGUCAUAUAUGAUUUCAUUGAAAAAACAGGAGGUGUGGAAGCUGUUAAAAAUGAACUGCGCAGACAAGCUCCACCGCCACCACCACCGUGCAGAGGAGGACCCCCUCCACCUCCACCACCCCCUCCCCAUAGCUCAGGCCCUCCUCCUCCCCCUGCUAGGGGCCGAGGGGCACCACCUCCACCUCCUUCUAGAGCUCCCACAGCAGCACCUCCACCCCCACCCCCAUCUAGACCUGGUGCAUCAGUGCCCCCACCUCCUCCAAACAGGAUGUAUCCUCCUCCACCACCAGUGCAUUCAUCAUCUGCACCUUCCGGCCCUCCUCCUCCGCCACCACCACCGGCAAGUGGGUCGUCUGUUCCUCCACCCCCUCCUCCUCCUCCACCCCCUCCUGGUCCUCCUCCACCACCAGGCCUUCCUUCAGAGGUUGAUCACCAGCUUCCAGUUCCUGUAGGAAACAAAGCAGCACUCUUGGAUCAAAUCAGAGAAGGAGCUCAGUUAAAGAAGGUCGAACAGAACAGUCGACCGGUAUCCUGCUCAGGAAGAGAUGCACUGUUAGACCAGAUACGACAGGGUAUACAGCUGAAAUCCGUAUCUGAUGGUCAAGAGAGUGCACCACCUACACCUGCGCCCACCUCAGGAAUUGUGGGUGCAUUAAUGGAAGUUAUGCAGAAAAGGAGCAAAGCCAUUCAUUCUUCAGAUGAAGAUGAGGAUGAAGAUGAUGAAGAAGACUUUGAGGAUGAUGACGAAUGGGAUGAUUGAUCAUAUAUUAUUAUAUAUAUAUUUUUUAAGGUGAAUGAUAUACUAAACACUACUUUCUGUCUAUGGAUUCUGUAAAAUUAUCAUGUAAAUGUUCUACCAAUUUGCUGUAUAUUUUUGUUGCCUUUUGCUUUUUUAUUAAUCUGUGCAAUACCUCAUUUAAUCUGUAAAGGUUUGUCAUAAUCCUCUGCAAAGCUACUCCCUGUUAAUGUGUGCAAGUUUACACCUGGAUGAUCAUGUACAUGUGAAUACUUUCCAUUCCAUCAAUAAGGGAGUUUAAAUGUAAUAUGUGAGACUGACAAAAACCUUAAUGUAAUUUAGUUAUAAUGCAAGAAGGAAAACACUAUUUUCAUACCCUACUUUUUCUGUAUCUAAAUUUUCUUAUUAAAACCUAGUAUAGCACUAUGUUCUUUAAGUGAUGCAGCUCUUAGUUUAUUUAGCCCCUUCAUUUCAAAUGCAAUGCUACAUGAAUGUUGAGGCUGGUUUAUACUCUUGCAUGGUUUCAAAUACAUCACAACAUUGCAGUUCAAGUCUUAGCAGUAUGCUUUACGUAAAACAAAAUCACUGCAGAAAUGCACAGCUAGUUGUGAAGAUUACCUUGCUCUAACUGUAGCAAUACUGACUGCUAUUGAACAGCAGUAGUAAUUACACCUUUCAAUUAGGGAGCUCUCUAUGUGAAGUUCAACAGGGUGGCUUUACACUGUAAUAGUGAUAAAGACAUCUUUGAUGCAGACGAGUUCAGUCUUUUCUUUUUUUCUUUUUUCUUUUUUUUUUUUUCCCCAGCUCUUACUUUCAGAAGGAAGAAGUGUGAAUUACUUGGGGGCUGUACUGGAGGCUGGCAAUUGCUACAGUUUGAUUUAUUUUGAAAAUCAAUUUCAUGCGGUUUUCAGGCUGAAGGGCUGCGUUUAAUGCUUGCUUCAAUAAUGUUUAAUUACUUUUUAACAUUUGUAGGACAUUGGUGUACUAAUAAAGUAAACAUAAGUGGUAUUACUUUGCAGUCUUUGCGUUAUGGUACACAACAAAUGCUGAAACACCAAUCCUACAUCCAUAAAGUUGGAAAGACGUUAACUCAGAAUAUACACUUUGAAUAAGUACUGAACUUUAUGGCAAUAUUCUGUCUUCAUAUGUUGGCUUUAAGGUCAAGGGUUGUGAUGAAGAUCAGGAGCCCAGUUCACAAGAAUAGUAUUUGAGUAAGUGGACAGAAAACGGGAUUCUCAUUUCACAGCUUGCACGUUUAUGUAAGUUGUACUUUGUAGUGCAGUAAAUAUAGGCAUAUCUGCCUAUUACAAAAUACUAAUCUAUGCUACGUGGGUAUUUAAUAUCUGCAGCAUUAAUUACUGUACUUACUGUAAUUUUCAGGUAGUAAAUCUUUUUAAAAACCACAUUAUCUGACAUGGAAUGUUUAGUUAAGUCAGUCAUAUUUGGAGCGUAGUUAAUGCCUAGUGUCCUGGGUCUUUUGACUGUAGUCAAGGUAUCAAACUAAAUUUAAGUUAUCAGAAUUGUAUUGACUGAAACCCAGUGUUGACCUGAUCUUGACAGGCUGGACCUGCAUGAUACGGCUUGGAUUUCUAACCCAGUUAUAAACUAGUCUUUAGCGAAUUAAUUUAGUCAUAUGAGAAGAAAGGAAAGUUGCUGAGAAGUAGUGGGAGACGUAAGGUAGUUAAAUUAUUCAGAGGAUGCUAACUUCCUUCCAAGAGUAAUUUAAGCACAUAACUUGAGGGGAAAAAAACUUCCAAGUGGUCUCACUCUCUUGCGGUAACUUUUGCGUUGCCCCCUGCUGCUAUAAACGCUUCCUGCUAGCUUUGCUGCUGUAAUGGCUUGAGCAUCGGAUCAAGUGCAAGUGCAGCCGGGGGUAGCUACGGGCAGUGGAGUUAGGAACUCGUGUAUAAGGAAAAUAUUUGUAUGGCUUUCAUAUAACUUCUGGCACUGCUCCCAUAUUGCAUAUAGGGCAUUUUAAAAUUAAGCAGAUGAGGCCUAGAGGUUUUCCUACCAUGCUACUUACUAGAUAUGUUUAGCUGUUCCCAGAAUUGGAAUUUCUGUAAUAUAGUUAAUAAUUAAGUAUCGCAGUUCAUUAAUCAAACUUCUGUUCCAGGUUGUAGGAUCUCUGAAGUUACAUUAUUGAAUAAAACUUUGAUUUGUAGAUACUGGCCAAAGAAAGCUUUUGGUUUUUCUAUUUCUUUUUCUUCACACAAAAAGUACACUCGUGGUGUCCAGGUUAAUAUUUACUUUCAAGUAGUGUUUGUACAUGAUAAAUUUCAGGCAUAAAGACUGCAAUGGCAGUUAAGUUACUCAUAACUGCAUGCUUCAGCAUUCUGCCACUUGCACUGUGAGCAGAAGACAGCAUUUCAUGAUACUGGUGCAUUGUUGCUAAACAUUGUAAUGAAGGCCUCUCUUAUAUAUUCCGGUUAAAUGACUGUCCAGAUAGCCUUAGCAAUUAACGAACUAGCAUGAGGCUUUUGUAUCUCGACACUCUAUGUGCAUAGACAAUAUCAGCUAGCCACUUGUACGUAUGAAAUCCGUAAGAACUUCUCAAUCAUUCAGUUUUCCAUUUAUUGAACUGAAAUUUUUAGUAUGUGAAUUUUUGAAAUGUACAGUGAAUAGGAUGUUGCACUGGUGGCAAUUCAUCAUGGAGCAUAAUAAAAUUAAUUUGACCCAA
This is a messenger RNA of Falco peregrinus (peregrine falcon), 6087 nucleotides long. It is a transcript of the gene WASL, whose product is annotated as WASP like actin nucleation promoting factor. The record is from RefSeq and is a predicted model, not a curated record. Gene Ontology annotation, biological process: actin filament organization. The coding region runs from base 2100 to 3434 and encodes 444 amino acids. Gene Ontology annotation, molecular function: actin binding; microtubule binding. Gene Ontology annotation, cellular component: cytoplasm; endoplasmic reticulum membrane; nucleus. Lineage: Eukaryota; Metazoa; Chordata; Aves; Falconiformes; Falconidae. The transcript is spliced from 7 exons.